Messenger RNA from Trypanosoma theileri, 954 nucleotides. RefSeq lists its product as uncharacterized. Lineage: Eukaryota; Euglenozoa; Kinetoplastea; Trypanosomatida; Trypanosomatidae. The coding region runs from base 1 to 954 and encodes 317 amino acids. The transcript has a single exon. The record is from RefSeq and is a predicted model, not a curated record.
AUGAUGAUAAUGAUGCGCCGUGUGAUGUGUGUGUUGGCCGUUGUGCUGUGCUGUGCCUGCGGGUAUACCAUGGCUGGAGGUGGACAGUUAAAUACGGAGAAGAACUACGAUAUGUAUGUGAGUAGUUGGGAAGGGUUUCCUGGUAAGGAUCCGAAACCAGAAAAUGCAGAUAUACGUAAUAGCGGUGGUAUCCCUGAAGGAGAAAACCAACUACAUGAACAACGACAUGAAUCAUUAGGUGGUCAUGGUUCAGGAUUGGAAGAGAUAAAACAUCAGGAAACUCUUCAUGAAAAGGGUGAUAUGAUUACUGUUUCUUCUUCUGAUCAUCCACCACAGAUAUCCCCUAACCAUGACAGUGACGGUCAUCAGAACUCUCUCACUCCUGACAGUACACUGGAGUUACCCAAACCAAAAGAAGCACCUCAAAUACAUGUUGCAGCAGAAAAAAAAGAAUCUGCACCAGUGAGUGCUCCUGCUAAAGGGAAAGCAUUACCAUCAGGGGCUUCAGAGACACUCACAACCACAUCUACAACAACAGCCUUAACAACACCUAGAGAUAUUGAUUCCACACAAACCAGUUCACCAGCUGAGUCUGCAAAACCCACAGAUAUGAGUAAUGUCAAUGAUAGUAUUACUGCGCAGCAACCUUCUCCAGCAGCGGAAAGUGCUGUACCCAGUGAUGUUAAUUCCGGUAACGAAUUCAAUGCAGCUCCAGGUACUUCUCCCACAGCAGACUCACAAGAGAAUGGCAAUGCUGAUUCGCCGACCACCAACAUUAACAGCGAAGCACCAACCACCACUCUAUCUCCUCUAACCGACCCACCGAUCAGCAAGAUCGCUCCCACUAUGCAGAUGAAGGGUAAUGUUGACAGCAGCAGUGUCAGUCCUGUGUGGAUGCGCACUGCAGCACCGCUGCUGAUGGUGGCUUUGUUGGUCUCCGCUACUGUGUACUGA